CAAUAAAGGUAGCACAGGACUUGUAUGACAUGUUUUACACAAGGAUGACAUUACAUAGACGGGCAUAUCAGCACAAAACUCACAAAAUCAUCGGAAUGAUGAUUUGCGAUGCAUUAGAAUUAGCAGAUGCUCAUUUUACAAUACAUGGCAAAAGAAUUUCAGAAACUGUUGACGAUAUGGAAGCCUACACAUAUUUGAAUGAUGACGUCAUUCAGUUGAUUAUUAAUGAUAAUGAUCCAAGGCUUGAAGCAUCACGAAAAAUUUUACAAGAUAUUAUGUACAGACGGUUGUUUAAAUGUGUCACGCACACACACUGCAAGGUUUUUUACUUGCCAAUUUUCAUUAGUUCAAUACAGAUAAUUUGUGUAUUUAUAGAUCGCUUACUUUCAAUGACAAAUACUACUAUUUUUUCAGAUACAGAUGUAUUACAUAUUGACUGCAAAGUGUUUGAAAAAAGUAUUUCUUAACUUAAAGCAUUUGGGUGCAUAUGCAAAUACAAAUCAACACAUGUAGUAAUA
This is a messenger RNA of Ruditapes philippinarum (Manila clam), 518 nucleotides long. Its product is annotated as deoxynucleoside triphosphate triphosphohydrolase SAMHD1-like. Gene Ontology annotation, molecular function: dGTPase activity. The transcript is spliced from 3 exons. The record is from RefSeq and is a predicted model, not a curated record. NCBI's taxonomy places the organism in Eukaryota, Metazoa, Mollusca, Bivalvia, Venerida, Veneridae. The coding region runs from base 30 to 467 and encodes 145 amino acids. Gene Ontology annotation, cellular component: nucleus. Gene Ontology annotation, biological process: dGTP catabolic process.